AUCUAUCUAUCUAUCUAUCCAUCUCUCUCUUGUCGAGAAACAAGAGACCCCGGACUGUCAAUUAAACCAUACGUGCGCCGCUUAAAUGGCUGCAGACCUCAACGCGACUGAACGUGUAAUACGUUUAGAAGGGGGAGGGCCCGAAGUAUGGCUUCCGUGGUGGUCACUGUCGUGUGCAGUGUGCGUCAGCUGCUCCCCAAAGCGCACCGGUCACGAAACUCCCAAAGCCACCGAAAAUAAGAGGCUCAGUCAGCCUUUUCGACUUCGCUUAAAAACUUUCUACGGAUAUGCAGUUGCCUUUCGUCGCGGAUACGUGAAUUAACAGUGGUGGAGAUAGUUUGGUGAGAGAUGAGUCGAGAGUAAGUUUCUUGGGAAGAUUCGAUAGGUUGAUUUUUGACAAGUGAAAGAGGAGGGUCCCACCAAGCGCAAGAACAAUCGAUGGGAAGAUUUUAAAAAAUUAAAAAUGAGCUUGAUGUCAAGAAGAUUUGAAAACUGAAUGUGCUUUGGCUAAGUCUGUGCUUAUUUUUUAGAUUUGUUUAUUAUGAUCGUAUACUGGAAAAAAGAGUCACUGAGAGUAUUGUGAGUAAAUUAAAGACAACAAACGGGUAUUCCAAUUAAAGUCCAGUGAAUCUUUCUGGUUGUAAGUAGUAAGUAAAAAAUCUUACGAGAAAUUUGCGAUCGUAACAAAGAUUUUGUUAAAUUUAGAGCGAUGGCAUAACCUUACAAGUAACGAUAAGCCGAUGGUAGAGGAUAGAUCGCUAUCGGACCUAUCACGAGAAAAAGCAUUAUUUUCACUUCGCAUAUUAAUAAAAUCUCAAGUUUGAACUCCAAGGGAUAAGGAAAAAACGAAAAGCGCUAUAAUUACAAAGGAAAUAAUUACAGAAGUAACCAUAAAUUUUCAAGAUCAAAGGUAGGAGAUCCAUAUAGAAGUUUUCAUGGAUCUGAUAAAUAUCAUCCUUAUGGCAGAAACCGAUAAACCUUGUGUAUAUGAAUUUCGAGAAAACCAAAAAGAAGCGAGGGAGACUAUAAUUACAUUAAAUUCUAAAGAUCAAAGAGAAAAAAAGAACAUCCAUAAUUUAUUCCGAUAAGAACUUUAAUCGACAUUAAAUUCUUCAAACUUUAAGGACCAACAAAUCUUCAAGUUUCAACUUCAAGCUAUAAGAAUUGAAAAACCAGGAAGAAACGCCCAAGAAAUAUUCUAUCAACAAUGUUUUAUCACCUGGAGCAUCUACAGCAAAAAGAGAUUCACCUGCUGGACUCAUUGAAAUAGAAAAAGAAACAUUGAGUGGCUCGCGAAAUAGGAAAAAAUAUCAAUUUAUGUGAGACGAGAAGGUGUACGAAGCCGAGUUAUUCCGAAAUGCUGAUGACGAUAAUCGUAAAGAAACGUGUUCCAUUGUUAUCCUCGGAGUGGCGCUUAUCACGCGAUUUGAUGGAUCCGAUCAUGGAAAGGCCUCAUCGAGAUAAGUAACACGUGCUGCGUGUCCCGUCGCCAUUUUCAUCGGGGAUCCCCCUGUUGGAUACUUUUCGAAGACUCCUCGGAGAAUCCAAGCGAAAUUAUGAGUGGAACAUCUCGAUAAUCGUAAAAAAGAAGAAAAAAAAAAAAGAAAAAGGCAGAAGAAAAGGAAAGACUACAAAGCGAUCGAACGAUUUUAGUCAUCGAUGGUAUUUCUUGUUGGUAGAAGCGACUGAAAGGAACUCGACUUCUCUUUCGACUCCGAAAUCCAACUCCCUUGACCAAAUUUUUGACCGUUUAAAAAAAUUCUUUGAAAGAGAAAAGCGUAAUUACGUGACUCAGUUUGUCGUCGCUAGAAUCGGGAGAAAAGAAUUCGAUUGAUCCUUUGAGCGACGAGUAGACUACGAUAACGGAAUACUGUUCCCUUUAGAAAAUUUUUCGAAUAUUCCCUUUCGCAGGGAUAUCGAUUCUAUUAACGACUUGACGAAUGUUCUGAAAAGUUCUCUCGAAGAAAGAAGCGUAAUUCGAUAAUUUAAUUUAUCAUGGUAGAAUCGAGCGAAGAGAACGGAACAUCCCCUCUGAAUGUACUAUCGAUUAAACAGGUUACGAUGACGGAAACCUGUUCCCUUUGGAAUCUUUAUGUCACGAUAUUCUUUUAAAAAAGGAAGAGCGAUCGAAUGACUUCACCUAGUUUGGUAUUUUUAAGAAGAAAGAUGUUGUCCAACGUUCUGAUCAUUUUUUUGAGUAUUGCGCAGACGAUUUUAGGGAUUGAGGAUCAAAAUAUAUGUCCGAAGAAUAGAAGUUUGUUCGAGAUUCCUGGCGAUGCCGUAUUGUCUGUGUUCUUGAAUAUUAAUCACGGACCAUACUGUAACACUACGAGUAGCACCGGUCUCCAGGAAGUCUUCACCGCUUCGUACGUAGUGCAUCUUUUGAAUAAAUACGAAUCUAUUCCUGGACUUUCCUUAGGUCUAAAAAUCUUCGACACCUGCAACGAUGAAACGACUGUAUAUAAACAAGCGCUGCAAACAAUCGUGGAUACAGAGUGCACGAACCAUUACGAAAUGGGAAUACUAUUACCAUCGGAAUACGCGACGACGUUAGAACCAUUUCGUAAUUACAGCGUGUUGCCCAUCAGCACGUACAACGAGCAGAAUUUGACAAGGCCCUUGAUCAAUCUAAUGGUCCAUUACCUUAGCACUAGAUUCGAAACGAUCGACGCGCUUCUCGCUAAUCACGAUUUCGCGUUAAAUUUAUUUCUCGAUACAACGAAGGAGGCUGGAAUUUGCGUGGAAAGUUAUGGAGACACUUUGGAAUUGGAGGAAAGUGAAAGAGAAGCUGUGAUCGCUGUGAUCGGGCAGAGAAACGAUAUUCGACAAUGGAUCGAAAGAGGAGAAAAGAUGCAAGGAUCCAGAAAAACGUGGAUCGCGUUGCCGCUUGAUGGAUCGAACGUCGACGACCUAAUCCCUUCAGGUUCGUACGUCUUACGAACUUCACCCUUUAACCUGGACUUACUGCAGGAAAUCUCCUCGUCGGAUUUAUUUGUCGAAGCAGCGAGCAAUCCUGUAAUUCAUUCGCCACAUUUGCUUGGUAUUGGCAAAGCUAUUGUCGAGCUGGCUCAAUUACUACAAGAUCUUCAGAAACGAAAUUGUCCUCGAGGGAUAGAGUCGUGCGCGAUGCCACGUUUCAAUCCGAAUUCGAAACAGGAAAUGCGAAACGUGGAUGUGUACAACGCUCUCCGCAUAGUGCCGAAAUCGCACUCAAUCGAGUACAUCGUGGCAAUGAAGAGCCAGCAAGAGAUGGUCGAUAUGGCUGCUUAUAGGGUAGAGCCAGCGAAUUCGAAAUUCAGAAUCGCACCAGAGUCGAGGGUGCCGAAGAUGCCGAAGCUUUGUUUGAAGAAGUACGCGAAGAAUUGCGCGAGUUGCGCAAAUUUCAAGAUGAAAUUUGGCUCCCGUGGUGUGGCCAAAGAUACACUCGACAGGGGUUUAUUAAAGGCAGGCAAUUGGAUACCAAUUUUCCUGACGGUGGUUGUGUGUGGUACGUUCGCCUGCGGCGUGAUUGCCGUCUUCAUUAUCUACCGCUUCAUCGUCGAGGACGUUCUCGAUGGCAAUCCAGCAUUAACGAUCGUUCUAAUACUGGCUAACGUGUUCACGCUGCAAACGGUGCUUCUGUUCUGCAUCAACGACGAUUAUUUAGGCGCUGAGCACCUUAACUCUAGGAAAAUCCUCGUAACCAGCCUCGCAUUUGGAUUGGAUUUCUCCGUUAUGCUUACCAGAGCAUUUUUCUUACUUUUUUCCAAGGGUGGCGUAUUUACCGCUCAUAUUAAUGGAUAUCUUCAAGGACUGAUGGUGUUCUUUAUGUUCUGCGUGCAACUCGCGAUAUCCAUUAUGUUCUUCGCUUUUAGCACCGAUGAUCCGGCCGUCGUUAUGAGAAGUUUGUUCUUCGUCGCUCUUUUAGGCUACGAUAUAUUUUUGCUGAUCAUCCUGUUCAUGGUGUGCUUCUUCAUCUUCCAACUGCCGCGUAAUUAUCGCGAAGGAAAGUGUUUCUUCGGCACUUCUAUCGGGCUUUUGAUCGUCUGGGCCAUCUGGCUCACCUGUUUCAUCCUCGUCGAACCUGAAUGUCGUGACACUGUCGUGACAUUUGGAAUUAUUUCAACGGCGUACCUGAUCAUUAUCGGUGUUCUGAUACCAAGGACCUAUUACAUGGUCACGCAUUUGGCCAGAGGGAAGAAAUUCGGACAGAGAUUUGGAUCGACCGAUCUAGCACCUGAUCCCAGGAUCAAUACGAUCGUCAAGCAGAGUCGGCCAUUUUACGAUUACGUGCACUCUGGCGGAGGAAGUAUGACGAAUUUGCAGGUGACAUCCGCGUAUCCAAACUAUUAUGGAAAUUCAAGUCCAAAUCAGAAGUAUCUAGGCCAGAGUAGAAGUCCCGAUACUCAAAGAAUUCCUGGAUACAACAAUUAUGGCUACCAUUCGGAAAUGCGAGAAGUGAAUAAUUCUUACACAGUACCCCAAGUCUGCAUCGAGGAUGCGGACUCAAGGAUGAGCCCCGUGGAUCGGAGCAACGCGAAUACGACAUACGCGCGGCCAAAAUGUCAGCGGAAGCGGAAGCCCAAGGACGACAAAGACUGCAUCGAGACCGACGUGUACGUCGAGGGUAGCGUUUCCGCCAGCCGUAAAUCCCACGAUGAGAUCUAUCCUGCGCGACCCAGCAGUCCUAGGUUAACUCAAACCGAAGCAACCAUUUGUGAAGAAAACGAACACGAUGAAAUAACCAGAAUCACACGAUUUUAAUACAAUAAUCGCAUUAUAAAUAAUUUAAUCCUCAACCGACCUUUAAUUUCGUUUAGUGUCGUUUCGCUCGUUUGUUUUGCGACAAAAAGCGAUAAAGCUAGUCCUUUCGACUAUCUUAGAAUUCCAAUUAAGGGUUAAAUAUCGUACAGACGAUCGUAUUUCCAGUGAAUUAAAUUGUUUCCAUUCGAUUGGUCGAUUUUUGUAGCUGCAGGCUUCUUGAACGAGAAGAUAAAUUUUUUGAUCAACGAAUGCAUUUUAUCGUCGUACGGAAAUAUAAAAAUAAUAAAAUAAGUUUGGGUUGAUCUACUACAAUAUAUGUAUAGAGAUGCGCAUCAUCGUGUGUCUGUAGCUUAGAAUUUAUAAUAAAUUAUGUGGUUAAUUACUUUAUUAUAAUCUAAUCCCGGGUUAUGUACCUUAAUUAUUACUUAUUAUUGUCACUAUUUGUAGUAAAUUAGCAAAGAAUACUUUGUAUAGUUUUUAGUCGCUAUAUGUAUUAACUUUACGUUGUACAUCCGAAUAGCUCGUCAAUCGUCAAGAAACAAAAAGAAGAAUAAGAAAGUUGUAACGACGACGCUCUGCGACUAUAGCACGAAUACAUAACAGUGUUUCGUUUAUGACAACAACGGAUACCGUGAUUCAAUCCUACAUCAAUUAUGCGUCCACUCCAACGAUAUUAAUCAUUAAUUAAUAAUCAUUAUUCGUUUUAAAGAAUAUUUUAUGCAGAUCCCCGUUCAUUAAAGAUAAUUUACGUUAUUUUUA
Messenger RNA from Bombus terrestris (buff-tailed bumblebee), 5502 nucleotides. It is a transcript of the gene boss, whose product is annotated as protein bride of sevenless. Lineage: Eukaryota; Metazoa; Arthropoda; Insecta; Hymenoptera; Apidae. Gene Ontology annotation, cellular component: membrane. The transcript has 8 exons. Bases 2131 to 4743 code for a protein of 870 amino acids. Gene Ontology annotation, biological process: G protein-coupled receptor signaling pathway; visual perception. Gene Ontology annotation, molecular function: sevenless binding; adenylate cyclase inhibiting G protein-coupled glutamate receptor activity. The record is from RefSeq and is a predicted model, not a curated record.